AUGAAUAUGCAACAAAGAGAAGAAAAACAACUGGAAACUACAAUUCAAGCCAUAUUAAUCAGAGUCAAUGAUUUGAAGACUGCAAUUCAGGCACUUAUAAACAAGUUGGAAACUGAAUACGAAACUAUAAACUGGCCUACAUUUCUGGAUAACUAUGCAAUUUUAUCAGGACAUUUGACUGGAUUAAGUAAGAUAUUACAAGUAGAACUGGCAGCGUCUCUGAAAUCUCGGAUUGUGUUACCCUUACAAUUGAGCUGUGAACGUGACGAAGCAUUGGCUCGACUAACUGAAGGACGUGUUCCAGCUUGUACACAUGAUCUCGUUCCGGAUUUGUUGCGUACAAAACCAGAACCUCAGGCUGAACAAAGGCUACAGCAAUUUAACCAUAAAGCCAGUACACUAAGCUAUGAUACUGCACAGAAACAAGUUGCUCAAUUCACCAAAGUAGUAAGCCAUGUUUGGGAAAUAAUAUCAAAAGGGCGAGAAGAUUGGGAUGGAGAUUCUAUGAGAUCAGCUGGUAUGCAACCAACCCAUAGUAUAUCUGACACUCAUGCUUUGGUGACUGCUGUGGGUACUGGCAAAGGAUUGCGUCCAGGGAUCCCAUCAAUAGUACCACAAGGUGUAGCUCCAGGCAUGGGGCCAUCACGAGGCCCAGCCCCUCAACUUGGUCAGACAGCUCCAUCUUUGCCAAAAGCACCUUCAGCUAUCAAAACCAACAUCAAAGCUGCCAACCAAAUCCAUCCAUAUCAACGUUAA
Spodoptera littoralis (African cotton leafworm) is the source of this 756-nucleotide messenger RNA. NCBI's taxonomy places the organism in Eukaryota, Metazoa, Arthropoda, Insecta, Lepidoptera, Noctuidae. The record is from the annotation of a GenBank genome assembly.